This is a messenger RNA of Macrosiphum euphorbiae (potato aphid), 1260 nucleotides long. The record is from the annotation of a GenBank genome assembly. NCBI's taxonomy places the organism in Eukaryota, Metazoa, Arthropoda, Insecta, Hemiptera, Aphididae.
AUGUUAACCACCGACGAAUUGUUAUUACUAGCACUAUUAGCUAAAAACCCUUCACUUGACAGUGGUGAAUUGGCCGCGAUUUUUCUGUUGUCAAGUCAAAAUCAUCUUCUAUCUGAAUGUAGUUCCUCAUCGUCGUCAUCACAUCAGUCGAUGGAACAACGUCCAUACUUUGGCCAGCGGGACGGUCACAUUAGAGAUGCAUUACUGGAAAAAGAGCUGGAAUGGUUGGCCAAGGAAGACCGUGGUAAAAGAUUACGGGUCGAUAGACAAACAUUUCACAAGUUGUUGGCAAAGUUGCACCCAUACAUGGCUAAAGUUAAAAAUGGAUUAAAAGUGAGUGCCGCCAGACGUUUAACGGCAACACUUAGAUUUCUCGGUACCAGCUCUACGCUACAAGAAAUUAAGGUUGACACACACAUAUCACCUCAAAUGUUAGCAAAGAUCAUUGUAGAAACUUGUGACUGUAUUAUAGAAGCACUCAAAGACUACAUUAAGUGUCCUCAAACAGAAGAAGAAUGGAUGCGAGUAUCAACAACUUUUGAACGUACUACAAGGUUCCCGUCAUGUUUAGGCGCUGCAUGUGCACGCCAUAUUGAACUUCGCAAGGCAUCUAAAGCAGAUUCUGAUUAUCUUAAUGAACGUCGUCGACCCAGUGUCUUAUUAACAGCUGUAGUAGAUUCCAAUUAUGAGUUCCUUAUAGUAGACACGUGCCCAAGUGGGCAUCUUUCUGAAGAUAACCCACCAAAUAGAAUUUUAGAACGCAAAUUGAAAACAACAAAGUUACCAUGUCAGCUUAACUCUAAUCAGUUACCUUAUAUAUUCGUAGCUGAUGAAAGUUUUAAGCUUCAGGAAAAUUUUAUGGUGCCCUACAGAGCAGUGAAUGAUAAAGGUGGUGAGGCUAAUAAACUAUUUAAUAGACAAUUAGUCAGGGCCAAUCAAAGAGCUGCAAAAACUCUGGCCAUUAUGGCAUGGAGGUUUGGUGUACUCCAGACACCUGUUAACUUAGAAGCAAAAAAAGUACAAACCAUUGUUAAGGCUUGCUGUUAUCUUCACAAUUUCUUUAAGCGUGAAAGUGCUUAUUAUAUAGACAGUAACAUGGAAGCUGUUAUCAAAGCAGAUAUGGCUCCAAUUGUGUGGGGUCCAAAUACGACGGUUAUACCGCACAUUAAUAAUUGUGAUAGCGACCCACAAUAUGUAAGGGAUAGCUUUUCAAAAUAUUUAUAUACACUAUCUAAACACCAAACACGUGUCUGUAAAUAA